Molecule: messenger RNA, 2204 nt
Organism: Spizellomyces punctatus DAOM BR117
Lineage: Eukaryota; Fungi; Chytridiomycota; Chytridiomycetes; Spizellomycetales; Spizellomycetaceae
Exons: 5
Coding region: 67-1923 (618 amino acids)
Source: RefSeq, a predicted model, not a curated record
CAGAUAAGAAAUUUCGGAAACAUUUGAGCCCAGGGAUUUACGAAGAACUGGCAGGUCUAUAGCAGCAUGUUCGAGGUUCCUUGGAAAUCAAAAUCUUUUGCCCCCGAGCAAAGGAUAGAACCAUUAGAAGGACUGUCCAAAGCCAGAAGAAGAACGCUGACUGCCAUUCAUCAAUUGGAAGCACAGCCAUCUUCACAGAUAAUAUCAGCAGAUCUACCCGCACGCAAAAGUAACCGCCCAGCCCGGAUUGUUGAGGAGACACCCGAUGAUUUUUUCUGGAAUCGACGAUCGACAGGUGGUGGUGGGGCACCUUUACGGAAUAGGGAAGGGCAUAUCAGCGCGCUCCGGAGACGACCCCCAACCCCGCCAACAGACGGUGGCAGUCGCGUCGAAGCGCAUAAUGUCCCACAGACGCACAUAGCUAGCUCAGCGGAACCCCCAAUAAUUCAACAACCCGCUGAACCUUCAUACCCUGCUCCUGCGUCCAGGUUUGCACGCACAAAAGGAACUUUUGGACCUGAAGACUCUGACAAUACCCGACGCAGAGCCGAGGCACUGGAAUGGCAGGCUUGCUUGCAAAAGCAAAUUGAGGAAAAGAAGGCGAGGGAACGUCAAGAGAAAGCAGCGGCAGAUGCAGCAGAGCGUAGAAGGCAGCUUAAGUGGGAGCAGGAAGCCGGUAUCCUGCCAGUUGCCAAGGAGAGCCCACCCGUCCAGGUAGAACAGUCGACAGUGAAACCCAUGAAGAGUACUUCAAGCAAUGCCAGUGAAAGCACUCCACAACAAUUGCAAAGCCGCAUUCCUCGUCUGCGCCGAGAAAUGCCAAGCUCUGGUAGUGAAAAGCUGUCAGAAGAGCUGCAAAUUAUGGCUACCACAGUUGAGCGCUUACUGCAAAUUGCACCGCGCCGAACUGAUAUUACGAACAAUAAAGGGGUCCGACAUGUUGAUAAGCUCCAACGCGUAAGAGCGUCAGCACCAGGUUCUAUGACAAAGGGACCCGGGCAGCAAAGAAGAAUCAUGACCACUGCAUUGCAUUCUGGUCCCGGAAAAUCCGUUAUGGAGGCGCCCAAAAAGAGGGUGUUAUCUGCAGUUCACGACGGAGAAAAGACAUCACAACCCCGGCCAAUAAGUUCGCAGCAACAUUUCACGCAAAAACCCUCACCGGCGCAACGAUUGCCCAAAAUCAAGUCAAAACAAGAUGUACCACACUCCAAGCCCGCUUCCAACCAUCCGACGCCCCGUCCCCCCUCCUCCGAACCACUCCUGCGGUCAUCCACCAGAAGAAUAAAGGUCUCAAACUCAAACCAGAGGCAGAGCCAGCAGAGCCAGACACGGGAAAGCGUGAUAAUAGAACAGAAAGAAUGGAAAAGAAUAAAAGCCCUCACCGAGCCUCAGACCAAUCUUCAGCCGGCACAGCCCACAUUCCAAGACUCCGCUGAGAGUGAAGAAGGAAUCACCAGUGCUCUUCAACAGAGCAAAAAUGCCGUCGAAAAAUCAGACACCUCCGUGAACGGAUGUAGUAACUUGCUUAAAAAAAGCAAACUUGAAUGUCCCGAGAAGAACGGAGGGGCAAGACCGCCCAACAAAAAUUCCCUACCUAGUUCCUCUGCGUUGCAUAAUGAUUCCGACUCUAGUGAUAUUCCACCAAACAACGUUCACCAGGAGGCAAUGACGACAUGGCUGACGAGCCUUCGUUCGCCAUCACCGCCAAUACCUACUCUCCAAUUCAAGGAUAUAACAACCAGGUCUAAGCAGCAAUCUAUAUCAUUGUCUGUUGAGCAACCAAAGGACCCACCAACUUCCAAAAGACCGUCCUCGGACGAGCAGAAAGUAGCUGCAGCACUUGAUCAGUUGCGUAAUUUUGAAAGUAUAUUAGUGGAAGAAAGGCGACGAUUGGAUCAAGAAAUGUCAAAGACUGCCAAAUAAUAUUAAUACGCCUUUUCAUUCGCUACGAGGUGCCUCUGAACGUUUCAAAAUCAUGAUAACUGUAUCACAUGUAGUCCAUAGAAUGUGCAUGCGGAACGACGCAGCUUUUGGUGUAGAACAUAGCAGCUUUUUGGUUAGAGGACUAUCUCGUAUCUCGUCAAGUGAACUCUAAUGAUUCCAUGCGGAGUCUGUUCAGAUACUGACAUUCCAAGAUGAAGCUACCAUAGUGCGGAAGUGAUUGAAAUGGCACUAGGACCCAUUAUUAUCCGGAUUAAUCCGGU